UUUAAGGAAUUGAUGUUUAGACGUGCAUCAAGGUGUAAAUUGUAGUGACCGACGCAACAACCCAAUCCGGAGUGGCGUGUUUAAUCAGGGAUGUGGCGGCAGGAUUGAAAAGGUAGCCUACAGUCAAGCCCCCCCUUUGCGAAAUGUCGAGGACAAAGAGACAAAAAACAGAUGCACCCAGACACGGCGAGGAAGCAGGCUGUGAUCCUACGGUGAUCGGGGGAUCGGGCUCCGGGUUGUAGUCGAGCCUGCGGUGAGCUUUCCGGUGCGAAACGCCGAAGUCAUGCUGUGGUUUCGUGGACCUUUUAACGAUUUUGUGACACGGACUGCAACUCCGGCUUGAAAAACAGCCUUUUUAUUUCCGUCGCUGCCAGCGAUCGUCCAAGAAAACGGGGACACGGCGGUGGCUGGUGCGCCUUGGACAGAUCACCGACGAAUAUUUCGCCACCACUAUACAUUUAUUUAAUUAAUAACGCACUGUCUUCUCGUGUUUAUUCUAUGUUUGGAAGUGAUGUCAAAUAUAAUGCAUUUCAGUAUAAUGACAAGGAGAACGAGAGGCUGACGGAGGACAGCGCGGUGUUGGUGUCCUCGUAUUUAUAAGAGAAAUGUCUAAGAAGGGUCUGUAUUACGAGGAUGGAAAAAAAUAAUCAAAAUCAAGACUUAUAAAAAAAUAAUAAUAUUCUUCUAGGAUGGUACCUGCAUCAGUAGUACACAGAGUACUCUCACAAUAUUAAAAAGGUGUUUAGAAACGGGGGUGAAGUUGUGCCCUGAGGUGUCGGGGAGCGCGCUGAACUGUGGAGAGGCAUUUUCACACCUCAUGGGAGACUGCUAACAAGCACUCGCUACUGGACAUUCUGAAUCUACCCACUAGUCGAUUCUUCCAAUGUGGGCUGUAGCUGGCACGCAUGCGGCGACCCCCUCCUGGUCCGUGAAGAUGGGAGUGGGUCUGGUGUUCAGCCUGGCUCUCCUGUGGUCCUCCAGUUCGGCCACCACCAAGCAGUGCUUCUCCAAGGAGCGCACCAAUCUGAUCAUCAACGCCAGCGCCGCCUUCCUGGCCAGGACUACAGUUCUGGAUGCCCGCACCAGCCUUUCCCAGCAGGCCUGUCUGCUUGACUGCUGCUCCCAAGAAGUUUUUAAAUGCAACUGGGCUGUAUACAGACCCGAUAAGCCGAGCGGAAGCGAAAAUUGCUACUUGUUUUACUGUGAAAGAGAAGAGGAUUGUCCUCUGAUUCCCAUGAACGGAGUGAACAGCUAUAACAUUUUCACAGGUGUGGAUUAUCCAUCCAUGAACCAUUUAACUACUACAAAAGCCGCCACACAGCCAAGUACUACCCCCAGAGUAACAAUCAGAGUAACUGCUAAGCCAACCUACGUUACCACUCCAUCAACACCAACUGCCACCACACAUACUUCAACUGCUGUCACUACUCCUACACAACCAGUGACUACUACUCAACCAACUACUACUACUAUUACUACACUACCACCUACUAUUACACAGCCAAGUAUUAGUACUACUCUACCAAGUAUUACUAGUACAGAGCCAAGUAUUACUACUACUACUACUACUACUACUACUACUGUUACUACUAGUACACAACCAGCUAGUUCUAGACAAACAACUACUACUAUACAACCAGCUAGUACUACACAACAACUUCCAGCUACAACUAGGACACCACAACCAAGCAGUACUACUGCACAUACUCAGCCAACUACUACUCUUACUAGCAGUCAACCAACCACCACCACUACAGAAUCAGCUACAACAGCUUUGAUUAUAACACCACCAACCUUCAUUUUACAUACUGAUCCUAUUACCAUGAAAACUACUACCACGAGCUCACUGGUAGCAAGGCCCAACCGACCAAUCGAUGUUUCUAUGCAAAAAACUAUUACAGCAUCAGCAUUAACAACUACUGUGCAAUCACCCCUGACUACUGAAAUAAAAAUUGGCACUGACCCAACAGAAACCACAGCUGCUGAAACAACUUGUGUUACAUGGCAAGCUUUGCUCGCUACAACAAUUACAACUACAGCUACACCGAAAACUGAAACACAAACAUCUUUAUCCACAAGUACCACAAAACCAAAUAAAAAUAUCAAAAACCACAACAAACCAACAAAGAAACAAGCCAUGAAACCAUCCCCUUAUAAUACAAGACUAGGUACCACUACUACAACCACUAUAUUCCCUUCCAAACAUCACUUAAAAUUGACUACAGCAAAUGCAAAACAAAGCUCCGUAACAAGACCGCCAGGUCUCCCUCACAAAGCAGCAUCCAGAAAGCCAAAGACAAACCUGAGGACUUCGGCCACCACGAUUAAAGCAAAAGUCUCCACUGCGCAAAUGACGACAUGGACGACAGCGACUCCCACGUUGCUGAUGACCCAACGCUCUGCGGCCAGCAUGACCCCAUUGCAAGUCACAGCCAAGGAAGCCAAGUCCAUGCUGGUGGCCCCUCCCCCACCAGCUCCACCCACCACUAAGCCUGGCCACACAAACCCCCCCAAAAGGAACACUGUCCACCAGCGGACACUGAAGAGCACUCUUGAGGUAGCUGUGGUGGUUGGACUUGUGUUCUUGGCUCUUGUUAUAGCACUGGUAGGAAGGAAAGCUAUGGAGUCUUUCAACCGAAGACAGUACACAAGAUUGGAGCUAAAUGACUUAUAUUACGAUGUGUGACAGCAUCCCGCACAAGUGUCAAAUGCAAAACUCUGUUUUGUUUUUUGAACCAGAAACGAUGUGCUCUAUAUUUCAACUAAUAUCUAAAAAAAUGGGUGCAUUUAAUUUCAUGAGACCAGUUGAUAAAAUAAAAUGGGUCACGUUGGGGGGGGUGGUUUGAGGCGGUUUAGUAGGGCCAAAGAAUAAUGAAUUAAAAACGCAGCAAUACCUCUUUUGCUUAUACUCAGGUAGUCAUAAAAAUCUGGUCAGCAAUUGGGAAACCGGUUACUUCAGCAAAAAUGCCAUUGUGAACUGCAGCUACAUAAAAUGUAUUGAAACAAGUCACCAGUUGUUAGAGGUAAGCAGUAAGUGAUGUGAAGAAACGCCGCUUGUCAUUCUGUCGUCUAAUUUUUAAAUUCAUUUGCACUGUUCAGUAAUAAUUUUACUGUCCAUUGGCAGUGUGGCCUCCUCACAGCUCAUGCUGGUGUAGUUUUUUUUACAGAAUUACUUACAGAACUUAAAGAAUGCAGGGAACAGGGAGGCAGAAUGCAUCGAAGAAUUCAACAAUCAGUUCCAGUGCAUUGUAUCUUAAAUUCAUAUAUUGUUCUUUUAUGUAGAGUUCAUUGAUUGCAUAGUUUUGUCCAAGAAUUUGAUGUAUGUACACACGCAUGCGUGUGUUCGUGGGUGUGUGUGUAGAAAGAGAACGAUGUAAAAAUGAUUGUUUUUGUAGAGUGCUGAAUUACCCGAUGUCCUGCAUAAUAUAGGUGUCAUAAUGUAACCACAAGAUGGCAGCAAACACAAAGUGAACCACAGUGAGCCGUGCUCCAUCGCUAAGACUCCACUAGAAAAAAAAUGUACACUGCAAAUUCUGGAAAUAAAUUCAAUGAAUUGCACACUUAUUAAGUAGGAUGUUUCGAUGGACUUCACUCAAAUAUUUACCGCAUGUAUAAUUUCGAAGGUUGUGUGAAAAUUCAUGGGUUUGGUGUACUUUGUUACUUAUAAAUUAGAUUUAAGUAAGUGGUAAUUGUACAAAAUGUGAUUUUGCAAUAAAGCUUUUGUAAGCAUA
This is a messenger RNA of Paramormyrops kingsleyae, 3731 nucleotides long. The record is from RefSeq and is a predicted model, not a curated record. NCBI's taxonomy places the organism in Eukaryota, Metazoa, Chordata, Actinopteri, Osteoglossiformes, Mormyridae.